AGCGGCGGCCCCGGCAGGGAGCGGGCACGGCUCGGUGCGUGUCCCGUACGCCCGCACGGAGCGUCCCCUGCGCCCGCACGCAGGUCCUGUCGCCCUGACAUCCGAUGUCAAGUUGGAUGUUUUUGCACAUUUGGUGAGAGCUUGACUCAGUCUUUCUCCCCAACUUGGUGUUGUCAGCUGCCAACGUGAACCACCAGUGCACGGAUUUGGGAGCAGGCCAGGAACAUGCAUUCGGCUAAUUAGUGGCCCAUCAGGAGCUGGAAAGCAAACGAAAGCUGCAGACAGGCCCUGGCACCACAGACAGGCCCUCACAGGCUUUUCCCGGGGAGCUUCGUGUUUCUAUCCGCGACAAGAUGACAAUUCAUAUUUCUACCAAAUGAUGCAGUGACUCAUCCUAUUAACUCUGCUGGAAUACACACUUCCAGUCGUCCUGCCACGGUGAGUCCGUGGGAUUUUGUGUCCUUGCUGGGAGUGCUACUCAGGAUUUAGUCCGUUCCCCAGAUGCUUUACUGCUUCUCCUUGUCUCGUCUGUGUUUAAAUUACGACUGGAAGUCCCUCCGCGUUUGACAUUGCUGCCUUUGGAGCUUAUGCCAGCUGCAAUCCUGAACCAACUGAUAUCACAAUGACUGAGGAUUUGGACCACAGAUUCAGUUAUCUCACCUGGGAUCAGAUUAAAAUCCUGGACCAGGUUUUAACUGAGGCUAUACCUAUUCAUGGGAGAGGAAAUUUUCCAACCCUGGAAGUAAAGCCGAAGGAUAUAAUCCAUAUGGUAAAGGAGCAGCUCAUUGAGAAGCAGAUCCAUGUCAGGGACAUCCGCCUGAACGGUUCCACUGCCAGUCACAUCCUGGUGAAGCACAAUGGCACCAGUUACAAGGAUCUGGACAUCAUUUUUGGAGUGGAGCUUCCCAGCGAGCUUGAAUUCCAGGUCGUUAAGGAAGCAGUUCUCAAUUGCCUAUUGGACUUCUUGCCAAAAUGUGUUAACAAGCAAAAAAUCACGGCUCAGACCAUGAAAGAUGCCUACGUGCAGAAGAUGGUCAAAGUCUCCACUGACCACGACCGCUGGAGCCUCAUCUCCCUGUCCAACAACAGCGGCAAGAACGUGGAGCUGAAGUUUGUCAGCUCGCUCCGGCGGCAGUUUGAGUUCAGCGUGGACUCCUUCCAGAUCAUCCUGGACUCCAUCCUGGCCGUCUACAGAGCCUCAGACCGGCCCCUGACCCAGGACUGUCACCCCACCAUCAUCGCCGAGAGCAUGUACGGGGACUUCAACCAAGCCAUGGACCACCUGAAAUACAAACUCAUCUCCACCCGGAACCCGGAGGAGAUCAGGGGAGGCGGCCUCCUGAAGUACAGCAACCUCCUGGUCCGUGAUUUUAAGCCGGCGGAUGAGGCUGAAAUUAAAUCUCUUGAACGUUACAUGUGCUCCCGGUUCUUCAUUGAUUUUCCCGACGUUGCCGAGCAGCAGAGGAAAAUCGAGUCCUACCUGCGCAACCACUUCAUCGGGGAGGAGAAGAGCAAGUACGACUACUUGAUGACCCUGCGUGGGGUGGUGAACAAGAGCACAGUCUGCCUCAUGGGGCACGAGCGAAGGCAGACCCUCAACAUGAUCACAAUCCUGGCUUUAAAAGUGCUCGGAGAACAGAACAUCAUCCCGAACGCGGCCAACGUCACGUGCUACUAUCAGCCUGCUCCCUAUAUCAGUGACAGAAACUUCAGCAACUACUACAUAGCUCAUGGACAGCCUCCUGUGUUCUACCAGCCGUACCCUUUCCACAUACAGCUACAGAGUGGGAUGGUGUAGGAACUCUCCGACCUCCAAGCACUCACCACUCCUCUCUUUCCAGUUCUCUCCUUAGUAAAGGCCUCAUUAAAGCGAGUUUUAUCAGCACUUUUGAGUUAAGGACAUAUUUUUGUGCAAGUUGCCAAAGCUGUUUGGUUGAUCGAUGUCUAAGUCACCAUUAAGCAGGUGAAAUAAGUGAAGCGUCUGCCAUUCGUGAAGUGUUUAUACCUUGACGUGUGUUUGGGCUGUAUUUUUUUGCAAUGAAAAGAGAAGGAUAUAAAUUAUUCUAAUUUUAUAAAA
Messenger RNA from Hirundo rustica (Barn swallow), 2077 nucleotides. RefSeq names its product terminal nucleotidyltransferase 5C. Gene Ontology annotation, molecular function: poly(A) RNA polymerase activity; RNA binding. Bases 623 to 1798 code for a protein of 391 amino acids. Gene Ontology annotation, biological process: mRNA stabilization. The record is from RefSeq and is a predicted model, not a curated record. NCBI's taxonomy places the organism in Eukaryota, Metazoa, Chordata, Aves, Passeriformes, Hirundinidae. The transcript is spliced from 6 exons.